GAUUUUUAGUGGUAUGUAAACAAUAAUAACAUAAAUAAAGCCCAGGUGGGGUUGAAAAUAAGAAAUGCAUAUAAAUUUAACGAAAACAAUUCACCAAAACCUUUGCAGAGCCAGAAAUUAAAAACCAUUUACUGUCUCAUAGUAAUAGUAACAAGACGCGUGUUGCUUUCGCUGCUAUUUCGUCCUGAUAUUUUUUGUUUGUUUCUCAACUCAACAACUCACUGCCUUGCCGUAAAAAAAAAAAUGUAAGUCAGUCAAUCGCCAUUGGCCAAUUGGUCACCACAUUCAACACUGAGUCCACUGAACUGCUUGCUUUACCAUUUGCACUUUCGUCUUAGCAUUCUUAGUUUUAGGGCACUUUAGUGUCUUUAGGCUAGUGCUUUUUAGUUUAAAAAAAAUAUUAAGACUUUUCUUCGAUGAUUUCUAAAUAAGUUAAACUUUAAUUCGGUCAAUGAGGCUAGGAACAAAUACCUCCCCCCACUUUGUGUGUGUGUUUCAAAAUUAUGACUGAUAUGUGAUAUGAUUAUGAACAUCUUUCUUAAUGGCUAAUCGGCGGCCAUCGCGGGACGAUCUCUACACAUUUACCGGCUAAUCUUAUCACCUAUAAUUUAAGAAUGGUUAAGAUUAUAGUGCCUUGUCACUAAUAAGUUUUAUAAGUCGUACAGAACCAAAAUAUAGAAUUACAUUCAAUCAUAAUCAUAUGGAUAAUAUUAAUAUGCCCAUACAUAGUUAAUUCAACUGCUGUGGUAAAUGGAGCUUUCAGCCAAAAAAAGAAAAGUAGCCAAUCCAUGGACAAAAUGCUGCAUUUGUCUUUGCAGUAAACAUAGGCCAAAGCUCAUGCCUUUGCUACUUGCAUUAAGGUGGUAAGCACAGCCUUUAACUUAAAGGUUUUAGGUUUACUGCUGCAGUAAACAUAGUGCCAACUUUUUAAUUUAUAUUGGAUGUCACUUUUUAAACUUGACAAUAUGUUACAUACUUUUGCUGUCAAGCAGAAUAGAUGCAAAGUUCUCCAGCUGAUGGGGAAAAUAUUUUCUCUCCUAUAAUUCCCAAAAUACUCAGUAUGGCUUUUCAGACCUUUCGUGAUAUUCCUGUGGUGUACUUGAGUGAGUAAAUACCUCUGGGGGUGAACUGCACAUAGGUCCUGAUUUCAUCAUUAAAAAUUCAGGAAAAUAGUAAGAUCAAGAUAUGUGAAAGAUUUAACAUAUCCGGUUCUUACUAUUUCCUUCAAUCGGCUUAAAGACAUUCCCUACCUUAUCCUUUAAAAUUAUGAUAAGCCUAUAUUUUUAUUAUGAAUAAUAAUGCUAGAUUUAAAAUUAAAAGCUAAAUAUUGUACAAGAUAUUCACAUUUGUUAAUAUUGUGAAAUUUUCAUUUCAUUGAUUCAUCAUGUUAUGGUUGCAUCAUUUUCCUCCCCUCCCUUUAUUUUGGGCAUAUUUAAGAUGUUUAGACCUCAGAGGUGUCACUAGGGUUGGUAUCACCCGAUGCAGUAAAUACAUAGCGCCUUCCCCACCACCUUUUCCAGACUCCCCCUCCCCACCCAGACUGAGUAAUUAUUAAACAGGUCAUACAGAACGGUCCAAAGCAUUGUUUUUAAGUAAAGUCCUAAAACAUGAAAAGACGUAACAAGAAAACAUAGAAUAUGAGGUAACAGCAUUUAAUUAAUUUUUAUUGGCUCAUUAUUCUUUACAGUUAAAACUUUCCCGUGCUUCAAAGAUGCACACAUGUCAAUCUCUUUAUCCAAAACAACAUUCUUCUCCAUGCAAAAUUUCAAUUGACAAAAUCUCUAGACCAGAAGUUCUAAACUGCUCCAUGGUAAAUUUCAAACAGUUCUUUAUAAGUUUCACUUUUGAAAAGCUUUUCUCGCAUGAAGCCACUGAUACACAAUUCAUGAUAAAUAAUUGUAAGCUUAAUGAGAGGAUUGGGAAAGUUUCUAGGAAGUUCUAUUCAACUAUAAAUUUCAAAACUUUGAAUACUGACAGAUCUUUGGCCUUGUCGAGAUUAAUAUCUGCUGCUUUCAGAUGCUUUCAUAGCCUUGGUAUUUCAAUUAAAAGUUCACUUUGGGUUACUUAUCUUAGAAAGUGAUGAGUUUUGGAAUGGACACCAGUAAAUCUUCAUCAGUUACUAAUAGUAGACUCUUAGCUUGAACAGCUUCAAACAGACUUGAUAAUUCCUUAAUAAUCAGAUCUGGAGUUCUGAUCAAUAUGCUUAACAUCAUACUCUUUUUUUCUUUCUUGCAAAAUGAGUCUUAAUGGCGCCCUGCUCUGGUGACACUCUAAUCUGGUGACACUCUAAUCUGGUGACAGCCUGUUCUUGUAUUUAACUGAGUCCUGAUAUGAAACUGACCCAAGCCAAUUGUCAAAUUUCCAUUUGAUGUCACCACCCCCCCCCCCUUUUUUUGGGGCUGUCAUCUGGUGCAGUCCGCACCUCCCUUGUGACUCCACUGGUAGACCAUAGACUUGAAUUGCAUUCAUUUCAUUGUCCUUUUAAUUUUUUGAUUUUUUUUUAAAACACUCUAUUCUGGUGACACUCUAAUCUGGUGACAGCCUGUUCUUGUAUUUAACUGAGUCCUGAUAUGAAACUGACCCAAGCCAAUUGUCAAAUUUCCAUUUGAUGUCACCCCCCCCCCCCCCUUUUUUUGGGGCUGUCAUCUGGUGCAGUCCGCACCUCCCUUGUGACUCCACUGGUAGACCAUAGACUUGAAUUGCAUUCAUUUCAUUGACCUUUUAAUUUUUUGAUUUUCAUUAAAAUCAUUCCUCACACUCAUUAAGUUCUUAAAGAAGAAGUUGAGCUGGUAUUUUUUUUUAUACCACAUUUAAUAUUUUGAAUCACCAGGCAUUGUCAACACCAGCAGCAGAAGAUCAUGAUAUCCUUUCUAAGGACCUAAAAGUCAUAGGACAAAGAUCAAGAGGUAAAACUUGGUUAAGUGAUGGAUACAUUUUAUCUUCUUAACAUUUAUCUGUCUAAAUUUCUUAGCAUUAUCAAUCAUAUGAUCUUAAAGCUCUGAUGCUUUGUUCAUAAAUGUGAAAAAAUUAUAUCAUCAAAGUCCUAUUUGUGCCUGGAAAGCAAAGGGGUUCGCAAAUAUGGUAGCUUAGACAUCUAGGGGUAAUAGCUUUAUUUUGAUUAAAGUGAGGGAGAGUUUAGCAAUUCGUCAGCCUCACUCUUUCAUCCUUGCCUUUGCAAUGUAGUGUUGAAAGCUCUCCAGUGCCUACAUCAGCUUCUGUCUUACUCAAGAGCUGCUGUGUGAUUCCUGCCAUCCUUGCGGCUGCAAGGGGCUUCAGAUAUUUAAGAGGCCCAAAGUUGUGAUGCGGAGCAUUUUAUUAAAAUAUUAACUUUGAAUGCAGGGGCGCAAAACUGAAAAUUGGCAGGAGGCCUCAAAAAGACACCCGACUGCUCUGGUCUUACUAUCAGUAUGAAGAAAAACUGAAGUCUUAACCAGUCAGUUCAGUCAGCUCCUGGAAAGCCUUUUGAAGAGCCCAACAUCACUGUCAGUGGGCAAAGACUUAAACUGGUUAACAGCUCCACCUAACUCGGCAGUACACAUCUGCAGUGCCAGCGCAACCCUCACUGAAAGUGUCCAGCAUCCACCCUGUCAUGUAGGAGCAAACAGCAUCCACCCUGUCAUGUAGGAGCAAACAGAGAAUGAGUGAGUCUCUUGGUGUUCUCCUGCCUCCAUGCAGCCUGAGGCCAACUAAAAGCUGCCGCAGAGCUCUAGUGUCAAACCCACAAAAAUCCUGUGCUGCCAUUGCUUCUAGAGAUUUCCUAUUCAUUAUUUGCUCUUCUAGCGCAAGAACUUUCUGUGCAAGUAUCAGCCUCUUGGGCCAUUGGCUCACUCCCAGAUGAACUUGCCCCAGCAGCCCUCGGAUGACAAGAGUGAGCCCCCCCCCCCCAUUAGUCAACAGAUAAGCACACUCACAAUUUUUAGAAUUGGAAUGUUGAGUAAUAUUCUAAAAUGUGCUUACAUUGUCCAUAAAUAAAUCAUUCUUUCAAACUUUUAAAAUAUUGUUCCAUGAAAUUGUAUCGUCUGUUAUUUGAGGUAAAGCAUUUUUUUUUCCCCAGAUUUGAUGCUAAGAUGUUCAAGUUACCCUUGGCCUCAUAUGCAGAAAUGCAAGCAUUUGUUAAAUCUGUGUCUUGUCUAAGACAGUCUAUUGUAGCACCAGUUUACCUCUGCCAUCGUUAGUAUUAACAUUUUAUUCCAUUAAGUGAUCAGUGCUUAAAUUUGGGAGAUAUAAAAUAAAAUAAGGAAAAAUCAUAAAAACAUUAGAAGUCAAAUAAAUGAAAUGACCCACUAUUGACUUAAAUAUAAUUUUAUAAAAUAAAUUAAAAUGAUUUCAUCUGUACGCUAAGCUUUUUUAAUUUAUAUUAAUUUUUAAAGUAGAAAAUAAUCUUUAUCAGGUUAAAGGAUAAUUUUAUUAAUUGAAGUACUUUUUUAAAGAAUUUUACUUUUUAAAUUAGCUUUCAUAAUAUGGGACCAUUUCCCCCACCAAAUUGAUUAAAUAGUUUCAUUACUAAAGUUUAAAAAAACAAAGAAUGGACAUUUUCCACUGACAUUUUGUUAUCAUAAAAUAAAAUUUAAGUUCACAAAUGUAUUCUUCUUGUGGGUGGGUCUUUUAAAAAACAAGCUUUCAUUCAACAGAGUUGAUAUUUUUAUUUUAAACUCCAAUUUUUUUCUCCAGAAUGUCAACAUCAGCUUGCUAGAGUGAAGACAAGAAGAAACCACAGUCAGUCCCUAGCAAGAUACUCUAAUGUAACUUGCAUCACUGGUGUGUACAGCCCACCCUACACUUUACAUAAAAAAUCUGUCACCUGGCAACUCUGUUUCAACCGUCAUUCAUCCACUAAACCCCCACCUACUACAGAUGGGGACCAGAACAGUAACAAUGUUACUGGCUCAACUCCUUCAUCAAAAGCUCCAGGCGGUCAGCAAGUUUUUGGCCCCGACCCUAAAGUUCUCAGCUCUACUGACACCAAACCAGGGACUUCGGGUGAAGGGCCUGACGUUGCUGCUGAGGUUGAAAGAAAGAAAAACAAAUUGUUGAGUGGUAAAGUUCAUUUUUCAUGCUCAUAAGCUGCAUUGUGUUAUUUCAUUGUAUAUUUUCAGAAUUUUUAAAAUAACAUUUUCAUACACACACAAAAAGUAAUUUAGUUUUUAUGGGUAUGAAAAAAGGCCAAAUUUUAUUUUUUUAAAAUUAAAGUGUUGAAUAAUAUAUUUUUGUACAUUUGUGUGUGUCCUCAUCAAAAGCUUAGCACAUUGUUGCAUGAUAACCACAGUUGUGCUGAAAAUUUUCUAUUAUAGAAAUUUUGAACUAAAUUUCAAAUCUUUGUCUUUAUAUUUUCAGUGAUCCCUCGUAUGCGGAAACCAAACCCCAUUGACUAUAGCUAUACUGGAAACAUUUACAUCCUGCCUCGACGAGCUGUCAUGGAAUAUCUCCUUAAGCCAAGGUUUGGUCGUACUCUAUUAAAUCUGUCAUAUGCCAACGUUUCCCAACCUGGGGUGUCAGCACAAGCAAUCCCAGGGGUUGCCAAGAGCAUUUCAGGAAAAGUUAUCAUAAGAACGGAGGAGACAUUAGCUUUUAAGCUAUGAUACAAAUGUUUCUAAAUGCUAAAACAAAUUUAUUCAUUGUUAUGUUCCUUUUUGUCAUAAGUCACAAGUUUAUUUUCUAAGUUCUACAGUUCUCUAAGCUAUUCAAUAAAUAUAUUAGAAGGGGAAUAUUUUCAAAUUAAAAAAUGCAUUAGGUGGAUGCAAGAUUUGGUGAAACUACUAGUAUGAGAUUUGGUUCAAUAAUUGUCACAAAUAAUAAAAACAAAGUCUAAUGUUCUCAGUGAUUUGGUGGAGCUGCCAAAGUACACCAGGAGAAGUCCUUAUGACGAUGGUACACGAAUCACGCUAUAUCUCAGAUCUGAUGUGGAGGAAGUGUGAGUAACAAGCAGUGUGCUCAGAGAAACAUAUACUCAUGUCAACAUAUAGAUAUGUUUACACAUGAUGUCAUAUAAUACAUGUACACUUAAAAUGACAUUUUUUUAAAGAGAAAUAUUGUCUCAGUGCUAAACACCGCCCAUUAGAUUUUCCCUAUUCUAUCAGUGCAUUAAACAAGUUAACAUUUUAUCAGUUCAAAAUUUUAUUAGGGAAGAUCAGAUAACAGACUAAAUUACUUAUAGUUCACUAGUUACAUCUACAUUUACUUUAUAUUUUACUUAAUAUUUUUUUAAGGCUGUCCUGUUCAAGCUCAAAUAUAUAUAUUUUUAUUUUUUUUAAAUAACACUUUGCAGAUAACCGACCAUACUGACCAAAACAAGUAAAAUUUUCUUGAUUUGUUUCAGUGCAUUAAAAAAAUGGGGAGACUUUGAUAAGUUGAACAAAGAGAAGGCCAAAAUUAGAAGUUCUGACAGUUUGAAAAAUUGUAAGAUUUUCCUUUUUUAUUCUCUUGUUAUAAGCAUGGUCACCGUACCUCAGAAUUUAGGGUUUCAGAGAAAUUUUUAAAAAAAGGAUAUGAUAAGGUAAAAUAAGACAAAAUAAGAUAGAUAAGAUUCUUUUUUGAUCCGUAGACAUGGAAAUUUGUUUAAAUUAAAUUGUAUAUACUGACUUUCGUCAUUUACUUAAAAACACUGAUAGUUAAAAACAAGGAAGGAAGAAAAAGAACCUGAUUAGUUAACGGAACUGUAUUAAAAGAGGACAUAUUUGUAUAUUUCCCCCCAGUUGACAUCACAGAUAUAAGGAUGUUACUUGGAGAGAUGCAUUCAUCCUCUGGCUUUGUGAAUCCUGAUGAUCCAAAUACCAGAAACAUCAAUGAUGGAGCAACCCCUUCAGCGCAGCCAAAAGUAGGUGCAAUCUCACAAAGUGAAUUCUGUCUCAACACAGUUGCCAGUGACUGUAAGGGUGCUCUCUGUGGAAGAGGGGGUGGGUGUUCUGAGUCAGGGUAAUCAGUAAAUUUUCUGUAAUUUAACUCGUCUUAAAUUUUCACCUGGAAAAGAAGCAAGAAGUUAUUUAAAAUUAGAAAGUUGCUGCCACAUCAACUGUGACCACUGAAUACACUGUAAACACAUGUAAAACCAUGGGAUUUGGAAGCAUAGAAUUUUAAAACUUUGAAGAUAAAGAAUUUUAACACAUGGAAGUGUAGAAUUCUAACACUAGGAUGUGUAGAAUUUGGGACUUGGAUGUGUAGAAUUUUAACACUUGGAAGUGUAGAAUUCUACCACUUGGAUGUGUAGAAUUUUUGGACUUGGAAGUAUAGAAUUUUAACACUUGGAAGUGUAGAAUUCUACCACUUGGAUGUGUAUAGAAUUUUUGGACUUGGAAGUAUGGAAUUUUAACUCUUGGAAGUGUAGAAUUCUAACACGUGGAUGUAUAGAAUUUUUGGACUUGGAGGUAUAGAAUUUUAACACUUGGAAGUGUAGAAUUCUACCACUUGGAUGUGUAUAGAAUUUUAAGACUUGGAAGUGUAGUGUUCUCUUGAAUAGUUAAUUGGCACCCUUUAGGCUGAAAUUCCACCAGAACACAGCUCACUGGAUCUAAAGGGAAAUUAUCUUUUUUUUUUUUUAAAAACAACAAAAGCAAGCUCAAGAUGCAAGUGUGGUGGCCUGUUAACAUGGAUAUUCAUAGACCUUGAAUGAAACUGCUAGCAAACCAUGUCAAACUACAGGACUACAUCCUGAUUGAUAAACCACAGAUAAAGUCAGUUGGAGGGGAGUGGGUAAAAAAAGUUGCAUCAAAUCUCACACUAAUUUUGGGGAUGAAUAAACUUUAAAUUAGAUAAUUUUACAGUAAUAAAAAGAUCCAUGUUUUCUUGCACCCCCAAAAAAAAAACUCUGUGGUGUUUUUAAGGGCUCCAUGAUCAAAUUAGGGAAACCUUGCCAUAAGAAAUAAUUGCAUUACACUAAAAUUGUGAAUAUAAUAAUUGUAUAUUUCAGGAACCAACUUUCUGGAGUUCAGGGUCAACAAAAGUUGUGCUGUCUGCUGUCUUGGUGUUAGUAAUGGUGGCACAUUGAAAUAUUAAAAAAAUUAGACCAUUAUUCUGAAAGAAAUAAUAUAAAUGAUUGAUUGAAGCAGCUCAUAAUUCAAGAAAUCGGGUUCCUUUGAUCUCUUUUUUUUUAUAUAUUAAUGAUUUUAUACUGUGGAAUAAAAUUAAACUUAUAAUUCAAGUUUAUUAUUAAUAUAUUAUUUUAAGUAAUAUUUACUGCAUCAGAAACUUAAAAUGAUGCAAAAAAUAAAUCUUAUUGGGACUUUCUUGGUUUGAAUAAAUCUGAAUGUGACUUUCUUGGUUUGAAUAAAUCUGAUUGUGACUUCUUAGUUGGAAUAAAAGAUAAUAAUUGAAGGACUACAUUCAAGAUGUUUGAAUGAAAUAGUAGAAUAAGCAAGGUAUGUUGAUUGGAGCCUUUUUCAGUGAACAGGACAAAUGAAAAGAAAACAAAAAACAGAGCACAAUAAAAAAAACUUUGUUGUCCCCGGAAGUAGGAUUCCAGGAAGUGAAAGAAUAUAAAUAUUGGUACUGUGAAAAAUAAGCUGAAACGUUCACAUCUUACUGUCCUGUCUUUUAAUUCAAGCUUAAAUUUACCUUGUUCUACUAUUUCAUUAGUUAGAAUAAAUCUUAUUAUGACUUUCUUGGCUUGAUUAAGUCUCUGAUAGUUAUAUCUUGUAUUAUUAGGAAUGGUAUAACUGUAUCAUCUUUUAGGUUUGAAAUAAUCUCUCAUGUUCAUGCAUUGUUUUAGGAAUGGAGCCAACACACUGACGAAGCUCAUAGCCUGGCUGUACACGGGAUCACACAGUAUGUUCUCUGAGUUUGUGCACUCGUUCGCUGACACAAUGAAUCAGGUUUGUUUAUUUAUGUUGUAGAUUGUUUAUGUUUGAACACUGUAAGUCCAGCUGACACAAUAAAUAAGUUUUUUUUGUUGCGAUUUUUUAAAAAUUUUGUUGUGUGUGUGUGUUCAAAACAUGUCAUUUAUGUCUUUGGUUAGACAUUGUUUUUCUUUAAUAUGCUCAAACAUUUUGUCUUUAGGUAUGUUUUUCUGGUUUGACAUUGUUUUGUUUAAUAUUUUGUGGCUAGACUUGCAUUCUCAUUCUAAGUUGGCAGCUGUCCUUUGACUCGGUUUAUUUGAAGUGAUUUAAGUGUUUUGUUUCAUUGCUCCAAAUUUUUUUAUUUUUUUCAUUUCCGCACCAAGAAAAGCGUUAAGGUAUGUUAACCUGUCUCCGGUUUUUCUUUGGCAAUAGAUUGUUCUUGGCUUUGGCUUGUAUCAUUCUUUCAAGAAGCCAGACACUGAUCACCCGUGAGUUUUUGUGAACUAACCUUUCUUGUUUUACCAACUGUUGCUCUUUGGGUUUUUUUUGUACACGACACAUCACAAGAUAACUUGACAACGAUAACUUUAAAAUAAGUUAAGCUGGGUCUGUCCUACAAAGAUCAUCAUCAAUUGUUAAUAUGCUGUGAUGUAGUCUUCACUGUUAAUCAAAUUUAAAAUUAUACAUUUUAAAUAUAUAUUUUUUUUAAUGAAUGGGUUAGAUAGAAUUAAGUAUUUUCAAAUAUUAUCAAUCAGUUUGAUUGAACUCAAAUUUUUUGUUUAAGAAAUGGUUUUUACAUUGAGUCAAACAGUUUAUUUCAUGUGCUCAUGGGAACUACUUCCUCAGAUACGGAUAUCGUAACUUACGACACAUCUCCUCUCUUAUCAGUGGAGUAGGAAUAUUUUUCUUUGGCACUGGACUGUCUUACUAUCACAGUCUACAAGGAUUUCUUCAUCCUACAGAACUGGGUAACCUAACAUGGGUAGGUAAAAACGUGUCUUACCACCACAGUCUACUGGGUAACUUAUCUUACUAUCACAGUCUACUAGGUAAUCUAACAUGGACAGGUAUGUCACUUACAAAAAGAUAGAAGUUGCUAUGUGAGGUGUACUGAGAUGGCACGAAGGGGUCGGACAAGUUGGACAUUUAUAUACAGAGAGAAUUCCAAAGGGAAAGCACAGAAAAGUGCCUUGCUGAUAUGUCAAGAGUAGUCUCCUAAUGAGGUGCCCUUGAGUUCAAACAAUUAACAAGCAUGUGAUUGAAAUGAGAAUGAGGCCCAUCAUGUUAAAUUUAAUGUUGUUGUUUUUUUAACUUCUCUAAUUUCAGCUUAAUAAUUUAUUUAGCCAGGGUUUCAGAUUUUUCUGUUUCAGGCAGUAGUCUAGAGUCUAUUCAUUGAAAUUUAAACUUUUUUUAAAAUGUAUUUUCUGUCCUUUUUUAAUCAGAAAUGUUAGAUUUUACUCUAUGAAUGUUAUGCUGAAGAAAUGUUAUAUUUUAAUCUAGAGAUGUUCAGUUGAAGAAAUGUUGGAUUGAAGAAAUGUUUGAUUUUAGUCCAAAGAUGUUAUGAUGAAGAAAUGUUAGGUUGAAGAAAUGUUAGAUUUUAGUCCAAAGAUGUUAAGUUAAAGAAAUGUUAAAUUUUAAUCUAGAGAUGUUCAGUUGAAGAAAUGUUGGGUUGAAGAAAUGUUUGAUUUUAGUCCAAAGAUGUUAUGCUGAAAAAAUGUUAGGUUGAAGAAAUGUUAGAUUAUAGUCCAAAGGUGUUAAGUUAAAGAAAUGUUAAAUUUCAGUCAUAUGUGUUAAGUUAAAGAAAUGUUAAAUUUUAGUCCAAAGAUGUUAUGCUGAAGAAAUGUUUAAUUUCAACUUGUCAUUUCUCCUUAGUGUGUGGCUACCUUGAUUGGAUCACUGAUAUCAGAAGGGGGUAAGCUGCAAUUCUAUCUCUCAGUAGUUAAAAAUAUUUAGUGAUGAACAUUUUAGUUUGGCCUCCCUUUAUAUUGUCACCACAUUUUUAUCACUUAUCCCUCCCACCAGCCACCCUGCUCAUUGCCAUCAACCAGGUCAAGAAAAGCUCUCAAGCGUUGAACAUGGGGUUCAAAGAAUACUGUAAGUUGGUGUACCCACAACACACAAACACACCCACACAACACACACACAAAACACCCACAACACAAACACAACACUCACACAACACACACAACACUCAGACAACACAUCCACAACACUCAGACAACACUCACACAACACACACACUUAGCCAAGCUGAUUUGUUAAAGUUUUAACUCGACUGCCUGCCGCGAAUGUUUUUAGAAGAAAAAAAAAUAUAUGUCGGUUUUGUUUCGUUUCAGAAUUGUAACCUGUGCUUUAUGUUUGCUUGAUUCAUUCCUCCCAUCUGGCAGGUAUGAGAGGCGUGGAUCCCAAUGUCAACGUGGUCUUGCUGGAAGAUUUUGCUGCUGUGCUAGGUGUGGGGAUAGCCGGUAUCUGCAUCACCGUCUCAGCUCUAACCGGCUCAUCUCUUGCUGAUGCUGCUGGGUCCGCUCUGAUAGGAACCCUGCUUGGGUCCGUGGCAGCUUUCAUCAUCCACCAGAACACUCACCAGUUGGUGGGCAGGUAGGCAUUCAGAAUAUUUGCCAGUUGAUUGCCAGGUGGGCAUAACAGUCACCAGUUGGUGGGCAGGUAGACAAUCAGAACAUUCACCAGUUGGUUGGGAAGGUAGGCGAUCAGAACAUUCACCAUUUGGUGAGCAGGUAGGCAGUCAGAAAAUUCACCUGUUAGUGAGCAGGUAAGCAGUCAGAACAUUCACCUGUUAGUGAGCAGGUAGGCAGUCAGAACAUCCACCUGUUAGUGAGCAGGUAGGCAGUCAGAACAUUCACCUGUCAGUGAGCAGGUAGGCAGUCAGAACAUUCAUCUGUUAGUGAGCAGGUAGACAAUCAGAACAUUCACCAUUUGGUGAGGAGGUAGGCAGUCAGAACAUUCACCUGUUAGUGAGCAGCUAGACAAUCAGAACAUUCACCAGUUGGUGAGCAAGUAGGCAGUCAGAACAUUCACCAGUUGGUGAGCAAGUAGGCAGUCAGAACAUUCACCAGUUGGCGGGAAGGUAGGCAGUCAGAACAUUCACCUGUUAGUGAGCAGGUAGGCAGUCAGAACAUUCACCUGUUAGUGAGCAGGUAGGCAGUCAGAACAUUCACCUGUUAGUGAGCAGGUAGGCAGUCAGAACAUUCACCUGUUAGUGAGCAGGUAGGCAGUCAGAACAUUCACCUGUUAGUGAGCAGGUAGGCAGUCAGAACAUUCACCUGUUAGUGAGCAGGUAGGCAGUCAGAACUUUCACCAGUUGGUGAGCAGGCAGGCAGUCAGAACAUUCACCUGUUAGUGAGCAGGUAGGCAGUCAGAACAUUCACCUGUUAGUGAGCAGGUAGGCAGUCAGAACAUCCACCUGUUAGUGAGCAGGUAGGCAGUCAGAACAUUCACCUGUCAGUGAGCAGGUAGGCAGUCAGAACAUUCACCUGUUAGUGAGCAGGUAGGCAGUCAGAACUUUCACCAGUUGGUGAGCAGGUAGGCAGUCAGAACAUUUACUGGUUGGUGAGCUGGUAGGCAGUCAGAACUUUCACCAGUUGGUGAGCAGGUAGGCAGUCAGAACAUUUACCGGUUGGUGAGCUGGUAGGCUGUGUGGAUAUAUUUUAUGCCUAUUAUUUCUAUAAGUGCAGAAAAAAAAUGCAAGAGAUAAACUCUACUAGGUCAGACGGUAAACUUGUAUAUUUUAAUCAUGCUCUCUUCUCAUUGAUAAAAAACAGCAAUACUACGAGUGGGUAUCGUUUUAAUUUUGUUGUUUUUGUUGUGUUAAAUCUUCACUUUCUUUUUAGCUUAAUGUUUGUAGGGGAAAAAUUAAAAUGCAUUCCUGUCUCUUGGCCCAGGUCUAUUCCUGAGACAGAAAGACAAGAAAUCAGCCAGUGGCUGGAGAGGGACAGAAUGAUCAGGUACUGUGUAAUGUAUCUGAGUAGAUACAGAGAAUGGCUGUGCCAUCAUGUUAGUUGUCAAUGUCACCGGAGUUAUUUUACAUUUAUUUUAAAAUGUGUUACAUUAUUGUCUAAAACAUGUAGAUUUCUCGAAAGUUAUGCAUUCUGACAAUUUUUUAAAAAAUUUCCAUGAAGCCCUUUACACACACAAAAAGUAUGGCCCCACCCUGAUUUAGAGUGAUCAGAUGUUGUAUGGUCAAUCCUAUGUAAUCACUCUUGUAAUUCUAAAUAUCUUUUUCAGAUCUUUCUAAACGAGAGUAAAUAAUUAAGGUAUAAAAGAUUUCCUUGUGCUUUUUUGUACUAGAAGUGAAAAUCUAGAUUUCUAAGUGUCUGUGGAUUCAAACAUGUGCCAGUUGAGAAUAUCAAGUUCAUCCACUCGGUGUUUGGUAAUGAGAGAUGAAUGGAUAAUUUUGUUCUCUCCCCAAAGACUGGACUAGAUAUUUGUUUCUCCCUAAGGAGUAGAAUUUACUAUUUCACAUUAUAUAUGCCAUGCCCCACAUUUUAUCUGCCCUGACAUCCCCCCCCCCCCCCCCCCCCCCCNCGGGUGCUCCAAUGGAUUUUGUUCCGUGGCCAACUCCAUUGUUGAAAGUUAUCCUGGGGCUGCUGGCUUUGGAAAGACACACACACACACAAACAACACAUCAGUUUAUCAUAACCAGAUAUCUGCUCCAACACAGGUGACUGAUGCAUACACACCUGUACACUUUAUUUGUAUCACCCCCCAACCAGGUCACUGCAUGACAUCAAAGCCACCAUGAUGGGUGGUGUGGUGCGCUACAAAGCUGAGGUGGAUUUUGACGGCAGGGAGAUCACAAGGGCCUACCUCUACAAGCAGGAUAUGGAUCUCAUGUUAGCUGUGAGUCAAAAUCUUUGCUGGAUACUCCUCAUUUAAGCCUUCUCCUCAUGUGAUGGUGGCCAUCUUGCCCUUCAAUGUAACUCACAGUAUUGGAGCUUUGUUUUGGUUGUUUUUUGUCCACAUAUUGGAUCCACCGGUGCUGACCUCUAUUUUGUGAAUGUAUUGUUUAGUUGUUCAUCCCAAUGCUGACCUUUUGUAAAUUAUGUACCUAGAAUAUUGACAUGCACUAAGAUGCUGUGAAUGUGGCAAAAUUAAAUAAAAUUUAUAAAGUUUGAUAUUUUUAAGAGAAACAUUCAUUUAAAUUGUCAAUUUCUAGAGUAAAUUAAAGCCACAUUUUAAAACAGUUUAUAAAAUCUAUACCUUAUCUAACAUGAACUAUUUUAGGAACUAUCGGCAUCCUUCCGUCUCGUGAGACGAUGGUGCAUCACCGUUGGGUUGGGUUGCAUUUUCUUGAGUGGCUCUGCAGUCCUAUCCUUGAGUGACAGUCUUUACCACAAUUUUUACACACGAGUUCUGUGCUUCUAAAUGUUUUGGCCUUUCUCCUAGCUCUUCUGUCUGCAGCCUCUUCCAUUCUUCGCUCCUUGGCUACCAUGACGCCCUCUUUGACAACUAUGUGCCACGUAGAUCGGUCUUCUGCCUUACACUCCCAGUCACUUGUAUGUAUUUUGGCUGCUUUCAUGUCCCUUUGACAGACAUCUUUAAAUCGCAGACGUGGGCGACCUGUUUUCCUCUUUCCUGAAGCAAGUUCACCAUAUAGGAGGUCUUUCGGAAUGCGGCCGGGACUCAUUCUUUUAACAUGACCUAGCCAUCUCAGGCGGCUUUCACUAAGGAUUUUAGGAACUAUUUGAAGAAAAAUGCUAUUGUACAACUUUUAAAACUUCAUCACAGAUCCCUAAGAUCGACUUGAUCAGGAUGAAUUCUUUCUCUUAAAGUUAAGACCGAGAGAUAUAAAAAUUCAUUUCUAUGCUAGAGGAACGCUAGAUGCCCUAUGUUUAAAUUGUCAUAAUUGUAAAAUGUCUUGGUUAAAGUAUGUAUUUAUUUAUGUGCUGAAAAUGAAUAUGUAAGAUGUAAUAAAAAAACAUUUUCAUUUAUUUGUAUCAAAUAAAGAAUUUUAUCUAAUUUUUGUUUAUAUUUAAGAGAAACAAAUGUAUUAAUAUUAUCCAUUUUACAUCUUAAUUGAAGAGAAUAUUAAUUAACAACAGAACAGAUCACAUCUAUAUCUAUAUCUAUUUUUUUUUAAAUCUUAAACAUUAGCUUGUGAACAAUUUUCAUACCAUUUUUCACAGGAGGUUCAAAAGCUAAAGACAGUUGAAGAUCUUGAAGUCUUCAUGAUGAAUCAUGGAGAAAAAAUCAUUGAUGAGUUGGGGGCAGAGGUGGACAGGAUAGAGAAGGCUUUGAAGGUAGGGAGCUUUUUCAAUCAUAAAAACUAGGAUGUUUCAGGUGAGGGAUAACACAGUGCUUCUCAAAGUUUUCAACGGGACAGACCCAAAUGAACUAGCAAGGAUUGGUGCCACGUUAAAUUUUUUUUGUGGACUGGUGACAGACUGACAACCAGUUUUAGUUGCACUGACAUUUUCUGAUAUGCUCAUAUUUAAGUUUUAAGAUCAGUCAUAUAUACUUGAUUCAUUCUGGGACUCAAGGUUUAGUAUUGUUUAUAAAUAUGGAUGGUGUAAGACCUAAGCUGGUUUAUAAAUAUAUGUGACACAAUACCUAAAAUGGUUAAUAAAUAAGAGUUGUACAAGACCAAAAAUAGUUUAUAAAUGUGAGUGGUACAAAACAGAAGUGUAUAAAUUAUAUGAGUUGUACGAGACCAAAAAUAGCUCAUAUAUAUAAAACAAUCAGCAGAGUUUAGCAUCUUAUUCUAUAAAUCCAUUACCUUAAAUAUAAUUACUUCCAUUUUUCACAAAUACUUUUUUUUUUUAAUCUCACUUUUGAAUUUUGUUUGUUUAUUUAAAAAUGUAUUUCAGUUGAUAUAUUCUAAGAAAAGCAGUGAAAAAAAAAACAACAGCCUGCAAAGACUGUAUGUCAAAUUUAUUUUGUUCUAUUGUUCCAGAGCCAACAUCCUGAGAUAAGACAUGUGGAUCUAGAAGCACUGUGAGCUAGUGAACACACCUCAUCCAUCUCACUUGUACCACAAAUAACAUCUAUUUAUAGCUGCAAUGACUUUGCACCCAUUUUGUCAGCCCAUUCAGCCAACACUUUUUAAAAGUUUUUAUGUGAAUUAAAUUAAAGUUCAACACUCACCCAAAGUCAUUGAAAGUUAAGUAGGUUUAGAGCUCAUUAAAAUUUAAGUAGAUUUAGAGCUCAUUGAAAGUAAAGUAGGUUUAGAGCUCAUUUAAAGUUAAGUAGGUUUAGAGCUCAUUAAAAGUUAAGUAGGUUUAGGGCUCAUUAAAAGUUAAGUAGGUUUAGGGCUCAUUAAAAGUUAAGUAGGUUUAGGGCUCAUUGAAAGUUAAGUAGGUUUAGAGCUCAUUAAAAGUUAAGUAGGUUUAGAGCUCAUUAAAAGUUAAGUAGAUUUAGGGCUCAUUAAAAGUUAA
Molecule: messenger RNA, 16159 nt
Organism: Lymnaea stagnalis (great pond snail)
Lineage: Eukaryota; Metazoa; Mollusca; Gastropoda; Lymnaeidae
Source: the annotation of a GenBank genome assembly